UGCCAUACCCUGAAGAUGUAUGGGUUAAAUCUGCCCAGGUUCACCAAAUGGCAAGCUGCUAAAAUAGCUUGUAGCUGUGCAACAAACAAACGCACAACCAACUGCAGUAUGAGUUCUGGCACCUGUCAGUGUACAUCCUUUGGCUCUCAAGUCUUAGUCAACUGUCAGACACUGACUUCAAAAUGUCUGCUGAUGAAGGCAGAAAUGGCUGCCUUAAAGAAGUCUGGUCGUCGGGAGAGACCAAAGCAUGCAUAUGUUGACAAUGAUGGAAUUUAUGAUCCUGACUGUGAAAACAGUGGCAAAUUCAAGGCUAGGCAGUGCAAUGGAACCUCCUGCUGGUGUGUGAACACUGCUGGAGUAAGAAGAACUGAAAAGAGUGACGCAGACCUGCAGUGCAGUGAGCUAGUCAGAACAAGCUGGAUCCUCAUUGAAACACAACAUGGUGAGAGAAGUAAAGAUGUGGAUGUUUCUCAGUUGAAGGAAACCAUCAAAAAUGAAUUUAGACGACGUUACUUGUUGGAACCAAAGUAUAUACAUGAUGUUGUGUAUGAAAAACCUUUAAUCAUUAUUGAACUGAAGCAAAAUGUUUCCCAGAAGUCUUCCCAGGACGUGGAUAUAGCUGAUGUGGCUUACUACUUUGAAAAAGAUGUCAAAGGUGACUCUCUACUUGUGACUAAUCCACUAGUUAUUAAUGUCAGUGAAGAACCUCUGAAACUUGAUCAAACUCUAAUCUACUAUGUUGAUGAAAAGCCUCCAGAGUUCUCCAUGAAACGUCUGACCGCUGGUGUUAUUGCAGUCAUUGUAGUGGUAGUACUGGCAAUUGUUGCUGGAAUUAUUGUUUUGGUUAUCACUAGGAGAAGGAGGGGGAAGUAUGAGAAGACUGAGAUAAAGGAAAUGAAUGAAAUGCAAAGAGAAUUAAACCCAUAACUGAAGUUAAUAGAAAACAAAUCAUGAAUUACCAAGAAGGCACAUGGAAGUGAAGCAAGACCAGAAGUGUAGAUUUAAAUUUUUCUGUCAGUGGUCUACAGUGGGGGGGGCGGGGG
Molecule: messenger RNA, 1043 nt
Organism: Pelodiscus sinensis (Chinese soft-shelled turtle)
Lineage: Eukaryota; Metazoa; Chordata; Testudines; Trionychidae
Source: RefSeq, a predicted model, not a curated record